Molecule: messenger RNA, 949 nt
Organism: Dioscorea cayenensis subsp. rotundata (Guinea yam)
Lineage: Eukaryota; Viridiplantae; Streptophyta; Magnoliopsida; Dioscoreales; Dioscoreaceae
Product: malonyl-CoA:anthocyanidin 5-O-glucoside-6''-O-malonyltransferase-like
Exons: 3
Coding region: 44-949 (301 amino acids)
Source: RefSeq, a predicted model, not a curated record
UCCAAACAAACACUUGAUUCUUCAUAUAUCUCUGAGCUCAAGCAUGGCCUCAGUCCAAAUCCACCAAGUAUCCCAUGUCGCCGUUUUCCCAUCUCCGGUGACAGAGACGGAGGAGCUCCUCCUCCCCCUCUCCUUCUUCGAUGCCCACUGGAUCUCAAUACCACCCAUCCAACGCCUACUCCUCUUCCCUGCCGCCCCUGACCUUCAUUACCUCAAGUCCUCCCUCUCCGCCGUCCUCCGCCGCUUCUACCCACUCGCCGGUAAGCUUACCUACCUCCCUGCCACUAGCGAUGUCGCCUUGUCAUGCUCCCCUGGCGAUCACGUCACCUUCAUCGAAGCCGACUCGGAUGGUGACUUCACCCGGCUCGCUUCCGAUGAGAUCCACGACGUGGACUCGUUCCUUCGGCUCGUGCCGGAGCUGGACGUUAAGGUGUUGCCAGCGGCGGUCAUGGAAGUUCAGGUGACGAGAUUUGAUGGCGGAUCCGUCGCUGUUGGUUUGGCGAUCCAUCACGCGGUGGUGGAUGGCCAUGGGUUAUGGCUGUUCGUGGAGGCCUUGGCCAUGGCUUGCCGUGCCGGAGAGGAAGCGAUUUCCGGCAUUUCACUGGUCCACGACCGAACAUUGAUCCGCCACCAUCCUCGCGGCGACGAGAUCGCGCGCCGACUCUUGAAGAAGAUGGUGCCAAAGCUUCCUAUUAUCAAUACGCGAAGCCGAUAUGAAGGAACAAGAAGAACAUUCACAAUUAGCCGGGAUAUGAUCCAAUCCAUGAAACAACGAGCCAAAGAUGGUCACAUCCAAUACUCAACAUUCACAGCCCUCUCAGCUCUGACUUGGAUCAGUCUUAUAAAAACCAAGGCAGUGGAACUGCAGGCUAGAAGUGCUGGAUUUUCAAUGGCUUGUUUGAGGAUCAAAGAAGAAGUAGAUGAGAGUUGCAAGUGUUGUAAAAUGUAG